Molecule: messenger RNA, 1116 nt
Organism: Medicago truncatula (barrel medic)
Lineage: Eukaryota; Viridiplantae; Streptophyta; Magnoliopsida; Fabales; Fabaceae
Product: protein LATERAL ORGAN BOUNDARIES
Exons: 2
Coding region: 150-1025 (291 amino acids)
Source: RefSeq, a predicted model, not a curated record
AUAGGUUUGAAAAGUUGUUACAUAUAUACUAAAUCGAGAAAUUCUGCAUCGCACAUUAUCAGCAAAAACCAGAAACAACAAGGAGCGUUGUUUGUUGCUGAAGAACUUCUCUCUUCAAACAUCAACACCUCACUAGUUGAAUAGCUACGAUGUCUUCAUCAAAUUCACCAUGUGCAGCAUGCAAGUUUCUCAGACGAAAGUGCACUCAAGAAUGUGAUUUUGCUCCUUACUUUCUCCCAGAAAAUCCACAGCGAUUCGCUAAUGUUCACCGUGUCUUCGGUGCAAGCAACGUCGCUAAGCUCUUAAAAGAGCUUGACGUGAAGGACCGUGAAGACGCGGUGAAAUCUUUGGCAUACGAGGCAGAGUCUCGUAUAAAAGACCCUGUCUAUGGAUGUGUAGGUCUCAUCUCAUAUCUCCAACAGAAGUUAAGAGAAACUCAAAAUGAACUCACCGUUGCGAAAAAAGAACUCGCCGGUUAUAAUUUGAAUCCUCAAACCAUGCAGUGCUUAUUGAUGAAUUCUGGAACAGUUUUAAUGCCUCAACAGCAGCAGCAGCAACAGCAACAAUGGAAUUCGCAGUUUGCGGCUUUUGCGAAUUACCCUAACAAUUUUCCUCAAGAGAUGGUUGGAGGAGGUGGACUAGUUAUGCAGCAGCAACAAGAACAUGAGCUUCAGAUGGGUGGUGGAUAUCAAGUUACACCACAAGAGUAUUUGCUUAGGUCUGGUGGUGGAUAUCAGAUGGGUGGUGGACUUCAGAUGGGUGCUGGUGCUGGUGGUGUUGCUGUUUCUGAUCAUGCUGAUGUGGCUCAUCCUUUAGAUAUGGGAAAUUUUGACAAUGGUGCUAGUGGUGGUGCCGGCGGCGGGGUCUAUUAUCAGAUUCCACAGCAAGGAGGAGAGCAACAACAUAAUUAUCAUGUUGGUGUUGCUCAUGCUAAUCCAGUUGAGGCACAGCUUUUGUUAUCUCCACAGAAUCAAGAAGCUGGUGAGGAUGGUAAAAGUGUUGGUAGUGCUCAUCGUUCAAGUUGAUUUAGAUUUAAUUGCUCUUUUUUUUUUUGGGUGUGAAAUUCUGAAUAUUGGUUUGUGUUGAUAUGUGAAUAUGAGGACAUAUCUUUAGUCU